GGCCGCUACCGCAUCUGCCGGUGCAAAAUCGAUUGGGUCAAUUCUUCGAUAGUCAUUCAAGACGGAUUCACAGAGCACAAGUUUCAUCGCGAACUCUACAACACCAAGCAUGGCAUGAAAGCGGAGGGGCAAGUUCGAUGAGAUCCCCGUCUACAAAUACCUACACAAUACGCCUCGGCUGGUCUCCCUACCAAGCCACACGUGGACGGUGGACGGGCCAUGGGGUUGGCCGCCGUUUCCACUCGAGAUCGCCGGAAUUCAAGGGGGGUCCCAUCUAUGAUGAUUGAUCUGGGUCGAGCCAUGUACUGGACUGUUGGGCACAAGCCACUCGGCAUCAGCCCUGAGAAAGCUUACUUGUCGCGGCUCGAGUGUUCUCGCAUGUAUCCGUGCUACCCAGCCACUCAACGUUGUGCACUGCGAUUUGUCACUAAUCGGCUUCUCUUUUCAACUUGUCUCCCCUCUAUCUCCCUAGACUGCACGAUAUGCCUUACUUUGCGUGCUUUACCUCGCUUUUCCAAGUGGACCAGCGAGGAUUCUACAACGAUACAAGAUAGAGAUCGGACGGCCCGUCCCACGUAUCGAGUAGCGUACGAUGGCUCUAGUAGUUCGGCAACGACUCCUCAGAGAAACAAAUUGCCAGCGCGCUUCUGCUGGUUGCCAAGACCCUGGGCAGGGUGUUUCGCAGCAUGCCUAGCUCAACAUGCCUAGCUCUCCGAAGCAUCCCUUUCUGAUAUGCUGAACCGGCGCUUCUGCAGGCUGACAAGUCGGUUGUUGAAUGCAACGCCAAAUCUGUACCUAUGGCCGUCGCACAAGUGUUAUCUGAUAUUGCCAGCCACUGGAAGAGAAGUGACCAGUUGCAGCUUUUUCCAUCCCAAGACAUGGCGUAUUAGAAGGCACAAUGCCACCCACCAGGACCGUCUUAUCGUCUGCCUCUUCGG
This is a messenger RNA of Colletotrichum godetiae, 938 nucleotides long. RefSeq lists its product as uncharacterized. The record is from RefSeq and is a predicted model, not a curated record. Lineage: Eukaryota; Fungi; Ascomycota; Sordariomycetes; Glomerellales; Glomerellaceae. The transcript has a single exon. The coding region runs from base 220 to 708 and encodes 162 amino acids.